AUGGAGACUGCCUCAUACAGCCCUUCCCUUGACACCAUCAAAAUGCAAGUGUAUUUUGAUGUGAGUUACACUUCUAAACGGGAGUUCCUUAAGGAAAUUAACUGGAUGCUGGAGUCCAGACUAAACCAAGUGAGCAGAGACAUCACUGAAAGUAAGAUGAAGACAAAAGAGCAAUUUGAUGCCCUUUAUCGCAAAAUCAUUAAUUACAUCCUGCUCGGCUCUGGCAUGGGCUCACCUUCUGAUGUCAGCUCUGUGCAAGAGGCUACAGCUGCCUUGCAGAGCAUCUUUCCAUUGAAUGAACUGGGAACUUUUAUGGUGCUCUCAAAGAAAGAGAAGGAGCAACAGCUUUCUGAGCUCACCAUGACUGUCACAGGAAUUCGACUCUUCAACAAAGCCACCAAGAAAGAACAAGAGAUGGACCUUACCGAACUAAUACCUGCUGUUCUCUGCGAAGCACUUUCGAUCACCAAUGAAGCCAUUGAGAAUGAGAUGGGUGUCUCCCAGCGAUUGGCGUGGAACUACACGGCACUGUUAGAAAAAUAUAAUGGCAGUCAACUCAGCGAAUACGAUGUGUCCUUGACUCGACUAACACAGGCACUCUAUAAUGUCAGGCAGCAUGAGAUUUUUCUUCAAAUAUUACUGGCUGAUUCACGCGUAUGUGCAAAAAGAAUUGAAAUCUUGAAGAAGGACAUCUGCUCACAGAUAAAUCUGCUGAAAACUUCAGUGCAGCCCAAGACAGCUGUACUCUCAUCGAAGGUUUUUCCAUUGUUCCAGGCCCUGGCAAAACUGUGGUCGGAGCUUCAGGAUGAGGCAGAAUUACUAAAUAUCUUCAACAACAUUGCUUUCAAAUUGCAGUUCUUCCGUACCUCUGAGGACACCAUUUUUUCCAAAGAUCUUUUGGACAACCUAUUGGAGGGAAUAGAAGUCAAAACAGACAAAGAAAGACUGAACGAGCACUCAAGUGACCGUAUUGAUCCAGGACAUAUGAAACAACAUGAAUGGCUCCAGCCAGAACCUACCACCAAUCUCACUGAGCUCCCAUUACAGUAUAAUGGAUUUUGUGGCUACACGCUUGUUCACAAAGAUGGACUUAUUCUUCCAGGAAAUCCAUGCAUCGGCGUGCUCAAGCACAAGGCGAAACUAUAUGUCUUCAAUUCCAAAGAAGCUGCAUUUCAAUUUGCCCACAACCCUGAUUACUUCAUUGCACUGGUCGAAGAAAAAGCCAAGAGUUUACCUGAAUUGAUGAAACUCCUCAAGCUCCAUCAAACUCCAUCUUGUGUGCAACCAGGAAAGCCUUCACUUGGGAGUCAGUCUGAGAGCUGCACUCAAACAGAUCUUCAUCCAUUGGUGACAAACAUGGUCAAGUCAUAUGAAUGGAACGAGUGGGAACUGCGAAGGUCAGCUAUCAAACUGGCUGAUCUUCAGACAACAGUCACCCACUCAUCUCAGACCCACCUGAGCCAUAUGAGACGGGAAAAUGAAACUCAAACUUGGCUCCCCAAGGAAGUUGGUUGUCAAUGCAAAAGAGAUGGUGAAACAGGUGUGCCCAGACCUCAGAUAUUCCUGGCAGGGCUGAGAGGAUGUAGAGAUGGACGUAUGGAGAAAGUAAACCUGACUAGAUCUAUUCAUGAAUAA
Molecule: messenger RNA, 1635 nt
Organism: Nerophis lumbriciformis (worm pipefish)
Lineage: Eukaryota; Metazoa; Chordata; Actinopteri; Syngnathiformes; Syngnathidae
Source: RefSeq, a predicted model, not a curated record